AUGUUCUGCGAGGCCCAGAUGGGGCUCACCCUCGGAAAUGUAGGUAAAGGCCUCGGUAAUGUUCUUGGUGACGAGGAAGGCGUUGGCAAACUUAUCGAAGCGUUCCUUGGUGGCGGUCUCGUCCGGCGGCGGGCUCAUGGGCUGGCACGGAGGGGGCGCGGUGAGGCCGGCGGCGUCGGCACUGUCCGCGACUCGCGAAUGAAGGCUGUGCUUAUCGGCCACCGUGUCGUGCGUGGCGUGCGGUGCUUGGGUAGUGGUGCCCUUCUGGGGGCUUGCACGGACCGGCACGUAGACGACAGCCUUGCCCGGGCUGGUGUUGCUGCGCUGGAGGCGAUAGCCGUAGUCAUGUUCGAUGCCAUGCACGGGCAAGCGGUGGUGGGUGAGCUUCACCGUAUGGUGGAUUUUGUGAUCUUGGCUCUCUUGGUGCUGCUUGUUCUGGCCAAAAUCGUGUACAAGGGCGCCGUUAUCCUUGGCCGCCAUCUCAGCAGACGCAGGCGUCGAUACCGGUGGAAGAGACAACAGUCGGAACGGAGAGGCCGUGGCAGUGGCCAUGAGGGCGGCGAUGGCGACGAAAGGGCGCAUGUUGAAGAUUUGCUGUCAAGUUCUGAGAGUGCUAUCUCUCGCUCUCCUCUUCGUCUGAUUGUUUGA
Molecule: messenger RNA, 648 nt
Organism: Sporothrix schenckii 1099-18
Lineage: Eukaryota; Fungi; Ascomycota; Sordariomycetes; Ophiostomatales; Ophiostomataceae
Exons: 2
Coding region: 1-648 (215 amino acids)
Source: RefSeq, a predicted model, not a curated record